UCAAAAAGCACCAUGGAGAUUGCUGAUAGAUGGAAGAAGGAAACCUUCGACUGGUUCUCGAGAAGUAUUGAAACGCGAGUCGCCGACGGCCUUGCCGUUGAUAUUCAGCGCGAGCCCAGAUUAGAAAACAACACACAAGAACUUACGUCGUCGUCCAACGUUACCCCUUCCCCAAGGAGAGCUACCCACCAAUUGGAAGUUGCGGUAGGAUCAGUCGCGGCACAUAUGCAUCCGCAUUCGAAUUUGUACGAUUUGACUGUCGACAUGAAUUGGCGCAAGGUACUGAGGGCCUGUGAGAUUCGUCCGGUAGAUGCCUCGUACCAGGACGCUGAUCUGGGUGAAACACCAUUGUACGUGGCUUGUCAACAACGUCCCCCCGUACGUGUCGUUCGAGCGUUGCUGAGAGCCUUCCCACAAGGAGCAUACGUACCCUCAUAUAACGGUGAUUUGCCUAUACACAUUGCCUGUCGUUGGAAUGCCUCUAUCGAGAUAUUACGAGAGUUGGUGCAGUGGGCUCCUGAUACGGCUUCGCAAGCCUCCAAGUGGGGUGCCACGGCACUGGUGGCGCUCUGGGACGGACGGGACGUUAUCGAUAGCAACGACGCGCCGGAAAAUUAUAACACAGUGUUUUGGCAAAAAGCACAAGUCAUUCUGGAAGCCAUUGCGAAGUCACGACGGGUGCAGCACGUUACCAGGCAGGACAAUGGUACAUCCCAUGGGGGCUCUCCGAAAGUCAACGAACGCUCGCAAAAAACGGCAGAAGCAGAACCUUUCGUAUUGCACGCUGCCGUAUCACUCGGAUCUCUCGGUUGUCCGUAUCCAAUUUUGGAAUACGCCAUUGCGAAAUAUUCGCAUCAGAAAUUUCAGCGGGAUGAAAGCGGUAAGCUCCCAUUGCAUAUAGCUGUGGGACCGACCACGUGGUCCAAACUGUCCCGUCGUCGGUACAAACCACGCGAGCAACAAGUUAUAAGCAAAUUGUUAGAAUUGGGUUCCGAUACGGCGCUCCAAAUUGACCCCAAUGAACCGAGCGGUCGGUAUCCACUACAUACGGCUUUAACCUAUCGACAUCAGUGGUCCGGCGGCGUCAAGGAUCUGUUCAAACACAGUCCUGAACUAAUUUUGUGCCGCGAUCCCAUUCUUGGUGUUUAUCCAUUUCAACUAGCGGCAAUUCCGGUCGGAUCGUCAAUCUCUACAACAUUGUGUACUCCUGAUCUCGCCGCAAUCUACCACUUGCUCCGAUCUCACCCUGCUGCUCUCAAUGCACCCAUUGCGCGUCUUGCUUCGAGCGAGCAUAUCGAUACUCACCACGACGACGGAACAUGUUUGCGCCUAUUGCUGACACCACCUUUGGAGCCAACAGGGCUUUCACCAAUUGUGACACCCCGGGAGCGAAGACAACGAUCGUCUCGUCCACAACGAGUUUCUGACGUUUCUAAGAAUACUCACUCCGCGGGGGGAGAAGAUGAUAGCUGCCGCAUCAUGGAGAAUAAAAUUCUCAAGCCGGCUGUGCCGGUAACGACCCGGAUCCGACAAUUGGAAGAACGACGAAUAAAAGCAGCGACGAGAUCCUGCUUACAUCCUUACACUAAAGAGCCCCGGGAGACGAGAGGUUGCGAGCCCUUGUCCACGUCUUCAGCUGUACCCAGCGAAACAGCCACUACCAGUCCUACAACGGUAACUUUGUCCAUCAUAUCCAAACUGCCCAAGCUUACAUUUGCACCGUUAAUAGCAUCUCGAAUGAUUUGCGAAUACUUAGUGCGCCACGCCCGUGAAAGCAAAGAGGCAGUCGCAGCAUCUUGUCCGACCGCUUGCCAAAAGGAAUGCUUUUGCGUGUCGGCCAUAGUAAUUGCUGGAGGUUUCUUGGCUUGGGCGUUUGUGGAUGAAUCGAAGUUACAGUCCAACGAGGAAUAGAUUCCUUUAAAAGGCGGGGAGGAGAUAGAUGAACACAUUGUCUUACUCUCCAAGCAAGUGUAAACUUGUCUAUUUCUAUUUGU
This is a messenger RNA of Phaeodactylum tricornutum CCAP 1055/1, 1994 nucleotides long. RefSeq lists its product with no specific name. Gene Ontology annotation, molecular function: actin filament binding. Gene Ontology annotation, cellular component: cytoplasm. The transcript has a single exon. NCBI's taxonomy places the organism in Eukaryota, Bacillariophyta, Bacillariophyceae, Surirellales, Neidiaceae. The record is from RefSeq and is a predicted model, not a curated record. The coding region runs from base 13 to 1911 and encodes 632 amino acids. Gene Ontology annotation, biological process: actin filament bundle assembly.